AUGGACCACUACAACAACAGCCUCAGCUCCAUUCUGGACAUUCAUGCCCCACUGAAGACCCGGACUGUCAACUUCACCCGCUCAGCUCCCUGGUACACCAACCAGCACAGGGCCAUGAAAAGGUCAGGCCGUGUCCUGGAGCGGGCCUAUACUACAUCUGGGCUGACGGUGCAUAAGUUGGCCUACUGGGAACAUCAGAAAUCCUACGCAAAAGCACUCUCAUCAGCAAGAACCAUCAACGCCCACGACUUUGCUGAUCGAAACUGCAUGAAAACAAUUUUAGUUGAGCAACCACAGACUGCAGAGAGCGAAGAUGCCAAUCUCACUUCUGCUGCAGCUUUUACAGAGAAUGUCACAAUGGCGCCGUCGCUCGUCCCCCUCGUGAUGGUGGAGCAGACUACAGACCUUUGGAGACACUUCUGUCACAGUGCAGAGCUCAACGCUUCAUGUGACGAAUAUUUUAUUGACAACAACUUCACUGAGGUCGACGGCAUCCCAGGACUCGCCUCGGGCAUCAUCUCCGAGAACCUGUGGAGCUCGUACUUGAGUAAAGGCGACGUUGUGGAGAAGCCGCACCUCCAGUCCUCUCCCUCCCCCUUGAUCGCCCAGCCCUUCGUCUUCGCUGACAUCACCACCUCCUUCACGCUGCUCGUUGGCAUCUUCUUCCCCUCAGUCACCGGGAUAAUGGCCGGAUCGAACCGCUCUGGAGACCUGAAGGACGCUCAGAAGUCCAUUCCCAUUGGCACCAUCCUGGCCAUCCUCACAACGUCCUGCGUCUACUUGAGCUGUGUGGUGCUGUUUGGAGCCUGCAUCGAUGGAGUAGUACUCAGAGACAAGUUUGGAGAUUCAGUGCAGGGUAACCUGGUGGUGGGGACCCUGGCCUGGCCCACUCCCUGGGUGAUUGUGAUCGGCUCGUUCUUCUCCACAUGUGGAGCUGGUCUGCAGUCUCUGACCGGAGCGCCUCGACUGCUGCAAGCUAUAGCGAAGGACAACAUCAUCCCCUUCCUCCGGGUUUUUGGUCAUGGGAAAGCCAAUGGAGAGCCGACGUGGGCGCUGCUCCUGACUGCUUUCAUCGCGGAGCUGGGAAUCCUCAUCGCGUCACUGGACCUGGUCGCUCCCAUCCUCACCAUGUUUUUCCUGAUGUGCUAUCUGUUUGUGAACUUAGCCUGUGCUCUUCAAACUCUGCUCCGGACACCCAACUGGAGGCCGCGGUUCUCCUACUACCACUGGGCUCUAUCGUUUUUGGGAAUGAUGAUUUGCCUCGCACUCAUGUUUAUCUCAUCCUGGUAUUACGCCAUCAUUGCCAUCGUGAUCGCCGGCAUGAUCUACAAGUACAUUGAGUAUCAUGGUGCAGAGAAGGAGUGGGGAGAUGGCAUCAGAGGGCUGUCGUUGAGUGCAGCUCGCUACGCCCUCUUGAGGCUGGAGGAGGGACCACCACACACAAAGAACUGGAGGCCUCAGAUCCUGGUACUGCUGAAGCUGGAUGAAGACGCUCACGUGAAGUCCCCUCGCUUGUUGACAUUUGCCAGUCAGCUCAAAGCCGGGAAGGGCCUGACCAUCGUGGGGACUGUGGUCGGGGGGAACUUUCUCCACAGCUAUGGGGAGGCGCUGGCCGCGGAGCAGACCUUGAAGCACCUGAUGGAGAAGGAGCGGGUAAAGGGCUUCGUCCAGUGCAUUGUGGCACAGAAACCACGCGAUGGCAUCAGUUACAUGAUCCAGUCCAGUGGUUUGGGGGGGAUGAGGCCCAACACGGUGGUGAUGGGCUGGCCGCACGCCUGGAGACAGAGCGAGGAUCCGCAAUCCUGGAAGACCUUCAUCAACACGGUGCGGGUGACGACGGCAGCUCACCUCGCUCUCCUUGUACCCAAAAACAUCUCACUCUUCCCCAGUAACAGCGAGCCGUGUGCGGAGGGCUACAUCGAUGUGUGGUGGAUCGUUCACGACGGAGGGAUGCUGAUGCUGCUGCCCUUUCUGCUUCGACAACACAAGGUGUGGAGGAAAUGCGGCAUGAGGAUCUUCACUGUGGCUCAGAUGGAGGACAACUCUAUCCAGAUGAACAAAGACCUGGCAACGUUCCUGUACCACCUGCGCAUCGAGGCCGAAGUGGAGGUGGUGGAGAUGCACGACAGCGACAUAAGUGCGUACACAUAUGAGCGCACACUGAUGAUGGAGCAGAGGUCCCAGAUGCUGCGGCAGAUGAGGCUCUCAAAGUCUGACCGCGAGAAAGAGGCUCAGCUGGUGAAGGACAGAAACUCCAUGUUGCGCCUCACGAGUAUCGGCUCCGAUGACGACGACGAGCCGGACGGAAGCGACCGUGACCGUGCAGCAUCAGCGGGGGGCAGCACUGAGCACCACCGGAGAGUGCAGAUGACCUGGACCAAAGAGAAGUCGUCCCACUUCAGAGCCGCGCACUCGGGAUGCUCCACGCCAGAGGGCUUCAGGGACAUGCUCAGUAUCAGGCCCGACCACUCGAAUGUGCGGCGGAUGCACACUGCGGUCAAACUGAACGAAGUCAUCGUGAAUAAGUCCCAUGAUGCUCGGCUGGUGCUGUUGAACAUGCCCGGACCCCCCAGGAACCAGGACGGAGACGAGAAUUACAUGGAGUUCCUGGAGGUCCUCACGGAGGGACUAGAGCGGGUUCUGUUGGUUCGCGGAGGAGGCAGCGAGGUCAUCACCAUUUACUCCUGA
Molecule: messenger RNA, 2688 nt
Organism: Knipowitschia caucasica
Lineage: Eukaryota; Metazoa; Chordata; Actinopteri; Gobiiformes; Gobiidae
Source: the annotation of a GenBank genome assembly